GUUGUUCGAGACAUAAAUGUAUACUAUUGUUCAUCUCUGCAUGCUGUCUUGUAGAUAACAAAAUUUGACAACUCUCUUCUCUUUUAAUUACAGCGAUACUCAGAAGCGACUCAGACGACGAUCUUCUCUUUAUCCGCGUCUAUGGGUUGCACUGUGAGGGAAAAGCACCUCCGAGCGAAUCGGAGACCUCGAUCAUCCAAACCCUAUAUGGAUUCCUGCUGUUAUCUCGACAAGGCUCCCAUUUCCAAAUCUAUACUGGAAUCAAGCCUGAAGCCUGUGAGAAACCAUCUUGCUCUCAACGAUUCUUCUCAAAAUCCAAAUUCCAACUCUAAUCCUACCCUUAACCCUAGUUUUUCCCUUAAUGUUGAGGAAACCGGCUGGGGUUACUGCACCGAAGAACAAUUAGAAGAAAUUCUGUUGAAAAACUUGGAACAUUUAUAUAAUGAAGCUGUAUCGAAGCUUGUUGCAUUGGGCUACGACGAGGACGUGGCUAUCAAAGCAAUAUUGCGAAAUGGGCACUGUUAUGGUCGAAUGGAUGUGCUCACCAAUAUUUUACAUAAUUCGUUGGCUUAUUUGGAUAGUAACUGUGAUUGUACCAGUACUAGUAGUAAUGGCAAUUCGGAUGAGUCCGAUCCUGUUUUCUCUGACUUGAGGCAGUUGGAGGAGUGCUCUCUGGCAGGCAUGGUCUGUUUGCUGCAACAAGUCAGGCCACAUUUGAGUAAAGGCGAUGCCAUGUGGUGUUUGCUUAUGAGUGAUCUUCAUGUAGGACGGGCAUGUGCCAUGGAAAUUCCAGUGCUUCCUGCUUCAGGUAAUGGUUGUCCAGAUCCUAGUGCCUCUGAGGCUAGCAAUUCAGUUGGUGUUUUGGCCCCUGCCCUGUGUAGGUUUCACGGGGGUUGGGGAUUUGGAAACGGGGGAGGCUCAGAUCUCCCCUUCAAUGGGUUCUUCUCUUAUAGCGCUGAGAUGAAUUUACGAAGAGAUAUUGAACUUCCAAAAAGGUUUAAUCUUUCUCCUUCAAUGAAGUCUUUACUGAAAAGAAAUGUUGCAAUGUUUGCUGCUGGUUUUAGGGCAAAUUCAAAACAAUUUCAGACACAGGCCAAGGCCUCUCCCAGCAAUAGCACUUUGCCAAGCUUGGAAUCUCCAGCUGUAUCAGGGACUGAUGUCCCAACAGAGCAGUCUGGGGAUUCUCAGAAUCUGAAUAACAAUGAUUCUGUGAACUCAGUGUUGAGCAAAUUCCGUGAUCUGAAUCUUGAUGAGAAUCUGGAGUCUGUGACAGAAGAUCAGAAAGAUGAGGUGAUAGUCACUUUAUUUCGUCAGAUUAAGGAUCUUGAGAAACAGGUAAAAGAACGAAAAGAUUGGGCCCAUCAGAAGGCAAUGCAGGCCGCAAGAAAGCUAAGCAAUGAUCUGACUGAGCUGAAAAUGUUGAGGAUGGAAAGAGAGGAGACUCAGAGAUUGAAGAAAGGGAAACAGGCACUGGAGGACACAACCAUGAAAAGACUCUCAGAGAUGGAGAAUGCUUUAAGAAGGGCCAGUGGUCAAGUGGACCGUGCAAAUGCAGCUGUGAGACAGCUUGAGACAGAGAAUGCAGAAAUUAAAGCAGAGAUGGAGGCUUCCAAAUUAAGUGCAUCAGAAUCAGUCAUGACUUGCUUGCAAGCUGCAAAGAGGGAGAAAAAGUGCAUGAAGAGGCUUGUAGCUUGGGAAAAACAGAAAGCUCAGCUACAGCAAGAGAUUUCAGGUGAGAAAGAGAAGAUACUGGAGAUGCAGGAAGAAUUGGUUCAGAUUAAACAGCGUCGGAAAGAUGCUGAGGUCAAGUGGAGGAAAGAGUUGAAGGCUAAAGAGGAAGCCUUAGGAUUAGUUGAGGAGGAGCGACGGGCUAAGGAAGCAGUGGAGGCUAAAAAUAAGCGGAAGCUUGAGGCUUUGCGCCUAAAGAUAGAGAUAGAUUUCCAGCGGCACAAGGAUGAUCUCCUAAGACUUGAGCAGGAGCUUUCACGCUUAAAAUCAUCUGCUCAGUCUGCUGAGUUUCUAAAUCAAUCAAAUACUUCACCUGCAAGCGAGUCUGAGAGUGCAAAGCCCCAAAGAGAGACAAUUGCUAAGAUGCUUCAAGAAUUAGAUAAACUGGAGGCAUACUCAGAUAAAGAAGUAAACUGUGAUAGGGAAUGCAUAAUAUGCAUGAAAGAUGAAGUCUCUGUUGUUUUCUUGCCUUGUGCUCACCAAGUUAUGUGUGCUAGUUGCAGUGAUGAGUAUGGGAGAAAGGGCAAAGCUGCCUGUCCAUGCUGUUGUGUUCCAAUUGAGCAGAGGAUUCGUGUAUUCGGGGCAAGUUCGUAGCUGAUAGUUUUUUUAAUAUAUGCUAUGAAUUUUCAUACUUGUCCUUAUGCUGUGGGAAGUCAUCAUAAUCAGGAUUUAUGUAAAUAAAAGCCAAGUCCUGGCGCUAGCUCGUCUCCAGGAAUAUCUCAAA
Prosopis cineraria is the source of this 2452-nucleotide messenger RNA. RefSeq names its product MND1-interacting protein 1. The transcript is spliced from 3 exons. Lineage: Eukaryota; Viridiplantae; Streptophyta; Magnoliopsida; Fabales; Fabaceae. The coding region runs from base 142 to 2322 and encodes 726 amino acids. The record is from RefSeq and is a predicted model, not a curated record.